Haliotis rubra (blacklip abalone) is the source of this 1524-nucleotide messenger RNA. RefSeq names its product dolichyl-diphosphooligosaccharide--protein glycosyltransferase 48 kDa subunit-like. NCBI's taxonomy places the organism in Eukaryota, Metazoa, Mollusca, Gastropoda, Lepetellida, Haliotidae. The record is from RefSeq and is a predicted model, not a curated record. Bases 39 to 1346 code for a protein of 435 amino acids. The transcript has 11 exons. Gene Ontology annotation, cellular component: oligosaccharyltransferase complex; endoplasmic reticulum membrane.
GAAACGACAUUCCGAUUGCAGCAAGUGCGUGUACAAAGAUGGCGUCAAACACGUUAUGCAGAGUGUUGGGUCUCCUUGCUUUUGCAAGUAUUGCAUUAGCAGGAAAAAGAACAUUGAUUUUAGUCGACAACUGGGCCAUCAGAGAAACACAUUCAACGUUUUUCAGAACAUUAAGAGAUAUUGGAUUUGACCUGACAUUUAAACUCGCUGAUGAUGGGAGUUUGGCCCUUGUCAAAUAUGGUGAAUUCCUGUUCGACAAUCUCAUUAUCUUCUCUCCCUCUGUUGAAGAGUUUGGGGGCAACCUCGAUGUUGCUGCCAUCACAAGUUUCAUUGAUGGGGGAGGAAAUGUUCUCGUUGCUGCCAGCUCAGCCAUUGGUGACCCACUGCGAGAGCUUGCAACUGAAUGUGGUGUGGAGUUCGAUGAUGAGAGGACAGCCGUCAUUGACCAUCUCAACUACGACGUGUCUGACCAAGGCAAGCACACACUGAUUGUUGCCGACCCUGGUAAUCUCAUCGAGUCCCCCAUGAUCGUGGGUCCGAAGAAUCCUUCCCCUUUCCUCUACCGUGGCGUUGGGAUGCUGGCCGACCCCGAGAACCCCUUAGUGCUGAGUGUUCUCCAUGCAUCCUCCACAGCCUACAGCCACAACCCUGGCACCAAGAUAUCCGAGUUCCCCCAUGCUGUUGGCAAGAACACCCUCCUGGUAGCGGCCCUUCAGGCCAGGAACAAUGCUCGGGUUGUGUUCGUGGGAUCUCUCGACUUCUUCAGUGAUGAGUUCUUCCAGUCCCCUGUACAGAAGGCUAAUGGUGGCAACAAGUUUGAGAAGUCAGGCAACCAGGAGCUGGCUCUCAACAUGGCUCGUUGGGUGUUCAAGGAGAGGGGUGUUCUGAGAGUCGGCGCCGUCACCCACAAGAAGAAAGGGGAGAGUGUACCACCAGCGGCCUACACUGUCUUCGACAAAGUGAGGUACACGAUCCAGAUCGAGGAGUUGUCCGAGGGCAAGUGGCAGCCAUUCCAGGGAUCAGAUGUGCAGCUGGAGUUUGUCAGGAUUGACCCUUUCGUCCGCACUGGUCUGAAGAAGCAAAAUGGACUGUUCUAUGUUGACUUUAUUUUGCCCGACGUGUACGGAGUGUACCAGUUCCGUGUCGACUACAACCGCGUGGGAUACACCCAUCUCUUCAGCACAACACAGGUGUCUGUCCGGCCGUUACAGCACACCCAGUUUGAGCGGUUCAUCCCAGCAGCCUUUCCCUAUUACACCAGUGCCUUCUCAAUGAUGUUUGGAGUCUUUAUACUAAGUAUAGUGUUCCUACAUUUCAAGGAAGAACCUAAAGAGAAGAAAGAGUAGCAAGCAUUCCAACUUUUUUGGCAGUCAUCAAGAAUCAUUUACAGUUAUUGAAUGUAUGUGUUUUUGUCUUGAAUGAUGGAUGAUUGUUGAGGGGCUUGAAAUAUACCAACAUCUAUGUUUCUUGACUCCUUGUGUAUUAUUUGUUUUAACGAUAAAUAAAAACUCAUUUUACAUUUUA